AUGAAUGAUUUACGUGGUAUAUCUGACAAUGAGUGGGUGUCAGAUCACUUGGACAGUGGUCUAGACAGUGAGGAUGAAGGUGACAUUCCUAGAACUAUGUUCCCCACAUUUAGCAUGCCUAAAAUUCUAGAAGAAUAUAAGUGGGAGGUUGGGACUUAUUUUACUGAUAAAAACGAAUUCAAAGAGGCCAUUAGGACAUAUGCACUAAGUAAUGGUCGAAAUUUAAAAUUCUUAAAGAAUGACAANAAGAGGNUUAGUGUNAAAUGUUNUGGGGGCAAUGGUAAAUGCAAAUGGUAUGCUUAUUGUGCCUUUAGUUCUNGUUCCAAGUCAUGGNAGCUAAGAAAAGUGAUUGAUGAUCACACUUGUAGCAGAGAUUUUAAUGUGAAGUGUAUCACUUCUAAGUGGUUGAGCAAAAGGAUGGAAAAAGCUGUUAGAGAGAACCCUAACAUGAAAGUCAUGGAUAUUAGGGAUAAAGUGAGUAGGAAAUGGAAUGUUGGAAUCUCUAGAAAUAUGGCUUUUAGGGCAAGAGCCAUGGCAAAAGAUAAUGUUGAUGGUUCAUUCAAGGAACAAUAUAGAAGAAUCUAUGAUUAUGGUCAUGAGCUUCUCAGGUCAAAUCCAGGUUCAACAGUGAAAAUAAAGGCUGAAAAUAUUAAUGGGGAGUGUAUCUUCAAGAGAAUUUAUGUAUGCUUGAAAGCAUGCAAAGAUAGUUUCAGUAGUUGUAGACCCAUCAUUGGGUUGGAUGGAUGCUUUCUCAAAGGCAAGUAUGGAGGGGAAUUACUAACAACAGUGGGAAGAGAUGUAAAUGAACAAAUUCUGCCCAUUGCAUAUGCUGUUGUUGAGGUAGAAAACAAGGACUCCUGGACUUGGUUCUUGGACCUUCUGAUUGGGGAUCUUGGUGGGGAAGCUAUAUGUGGAGCAUGUACAUUUAUUUCAGACCAACAAAAGGGUCUGCUAUCAGCCUUUGCUGAACUUCUACCUAAGGUAGAACAACGCUUUUGUGUUAGACAUUUGUACUCAAAUUUUAGAAAGCAAUUUCCUGGAAAAGACCUCAAAAGGUUGAUGUGGACAGCAGCAACAGCCACAUAUCCACAACUAUGGGAGGCUGAAAUGUUGAAAAUUAAAGAGAUCAAUUUAGAAGCGUAUAAGUAUUUGAUUGGAAUUGCACCAAGAUAUUGGUCACGAUCUAGAUUCACUUCUAGAUCACAAUGUGACACUCUUGUCAACAACAUGUGUGAGGGAUUCAACAGUGUGCUACUUCACACUAGGACUAAACCAAUUAUCACCAUGUUGGAAGAGAUUAGGGUUUACAUCAUGAAGAGGUGGGCUAAGAACAGGACAAAGAUUGCACUAUAUCAAGGUAGUGUGUGCCCUAAGGUUCUCAACAGAUUUUUAAAACAGUCAUGGUUAACCAGGUAUUGGUUACCAAGAUGGUCAUCAGAUCAGUUAUUUGAAAUCAUCCAUAUUUCACAAUUUGGGGAGCAAUAUGUUGUCAAUCUUGACAAGCAAGAAUGUAGUUGUAGAAAAUGGUUACUGACCGGUAUUCCUUGCACUCACGCCAUCACUGCAAUGAAGUUCUUGAAUGUAAAUGCAGAAGACUAUAUUGGUACUUGGUAUAGGAAGUCAACGUAUGAAGAGACUUACAACUCCAUCGUUUACCCUAUCAAUGGUCAAGUUCUUUGGGAGAAAACUCCAUAUCCAGAUGUGUUACCCCCAAAGAAGAAGCCAAUGCCUGGCAGGCCCAAGAAAAAACGAAGGCUAAAGAGUUGGGAGUUGAAGAAGAAUGAUACUGAACUAAGAAAGGGUGAGAGCAAAAAAUCAUGUGCUAUUUGCAAAAAACUUGGACACAACAAAAGAUGUUGUCCACAACGACCAACUACAACAAAUAUUCCAGCUGACCAACCUCCUGCUGCAGAAGCUACUGAGCAAGCUACUCAGCAACCUACUGAGCAACUUACUGAUCAAACACCACAAGUGACAGUACCUCCUCCUGAGCAACCUACUGGUCAAACAACACACGUGCCUGCUGCUGCUGAAUGA
Messenger RNA from Vigna radiata var. radiata (mung bean), 2037 nucleotides. RefSeq lists its product as uncharacterized. The coding region runs from base 1 to 2037 and encodes 678 amino acids. Gene Ontology annotation, molecular function: zinc ion binding. The record is from RefSeq and is a predicted model, not a curated record. The transcript has 4 exons. Lineage: Eukaryota; Viridiplantae; Streptophyta; Magnoliopsida; Fabales; Fabaceae.